Ochlerotatus camptorhynchus is the source of this 3144-nucleotide messenger RNA. It is a transcript of the gene ClpX, whose product is annotated as Caseinolytic protease chaperone subunit. Gene Ontology annotation, molecular function: zinc ion binding; ATP hydrolysis activity; ATP binding. The record is from RefSeq and is a predicted model, not a curated record. NCBI's taxonomy places the organism in Eukaryota, Metazoa, Arthropoda, Insecta, Diptera, Culicidae. Gene Ontology annotation, cellular component: mitochondrial matrix. Bases 452 to 2350 code for a protein of 632 amino acids. The transcript is spliced from 7 exons. Gene Ontology annotation, biological process: protein folding.
AUCAACCGUCAAACCGUACGGACAGAAGUCGCGCGCGCACACGCGUCCCGUCCGAUCGUUUUUGUUGUUCAACUUUGACCAAUAUUUCCGUUUUAUCUCCUAUAGACGAAGGUAGUUAUCGUUUGACUGAACGAAGGCGCUUAGUAUAGCGCUAAAAAUAGGACGAAAACAAAUUCAGUGUUGUUUGUGUUGGAAUCGCGGGAAGUGAACAAGUGUUUUUCGAAAGAGAAACACCGAAAUUCGAAGUACAGUGCAUUUGAAUCAAUCGCGAGCAAUUGUUCUAUUUAGUAGAAAAUUAAUACAGAAGAAAUCCGCAAAUUGUGAUCGGUUCCCGAUAGUGACAGUGAAUUGGAUUUGAAAAUUUGUGUGUGUGUGAAUCAGUGGAUUAAGGAAAACAAAAUCAAAUAAUAACAACUGAAAUACGAAGCACCAGCCAAGAAAUUAAUUCGAAAUGCGUAGUGUUCGAAGCAGCCUUACCAUUGGACGACUGGCUAUCUAUCCGAGGAAUUCCAACAUACGGACAGGUUUACUCUGUCUGGUAGCGUCACACCAGCACAACAACCAACACUGUGCUUUCUCAGACCACACCCAAUGCUGCAGUCAAGCCGGCAGUGCCAACCACCCGAAAGGACACAAUCACCAGCACCUGCGACGGUUCCACGUUUCGACUGCAUGUGAAACAUCUUCCAAGGAUGGCUCAAACACACCCGGAUCCGGCUCCGGGGGUGGCUCUUCCGCCUCCAGUUCCGGUGGUGGUAAAGAUGGCAACGGCAAGGAACCUCCAAACAAAAAGAACGUUCUCUCCUGCCCAAAGUGUGGUGACCCUUGCACCCACGUGGAAACCUUCGUCAGUUCCACAAGGUUCGUAAAAUGUGAGAAAUGUCAUCACUUCUUCGUUGUGCUUAGUGAAGUGGACUCCAAAAAGACCAUCAAAGACACAGAAACCAAGGGUCAACGGAAACCACCGCCACCGCCGAAAAAGAUUAUGGAAUACCUCGACAGGCACGUCGUUGGUCAGGAGCUGGCCAAGAAGGUACUCUCCGUGGCUGUGUAUAAUCAUUACAAACGAAUCUACCACAAUCUUCCUUCACCGGCGAGCAGCGGAAGUCAAUCGGGAGCGCAGCAAAUUGAUUCGAUGUCCCGCAGUGGAGACUUGCUACACAUCUCCGGCAUUGGUCAUACAAUGAUGAGUUCUGCCCCCUCAGAAGUGCCCCGUCCACCUCUGACUUCAUCAAAUGCCUCGCAAGCACAUCAUCCGGGCUCAGAAUUACUAGACAAGAAAACCCACGAGCUUAAACUGGAAAAAAGCAACAUCCUAAUGUUGGGACCAACUGGUUCGGGAAAAACACUGCUAGCGCAAACGAUAGCCAAGUGUUUGGAUGUCCCAUUUGCCAUCUGUGAUUGUACCACGCUGACGCAAGCCGGCUACGUCGGUGAAGAUAUCGAAAGUGUCAUCGCCAAACUGCUGCAAGAUGCCAAUUACAGUGUGGACCGUGCUCAGACCGGUAUUGUGUUCCUGGAUGAGGUCGACAAGAUCGGUGCCGUUCCCGGAAUCCACCAGCUGAGGGAUGUCGGUGGCGAGGGAGUCCAGCAGGGUAUGCUGAAAAUGCUGGAAGGAACCAUCGUGAAUGUGCCAGAGCGGAAUUCACCGCGGAAGCUGCGGGGUGAAACCGUCCAGGUGGAUACGACCAAUAUUCUGUUUGUGGCGUCCGGUGCGUACACGGGACUGGACCGGUUGAUCGCCAGGCGACUGAAUGAGAAGUAUUUGGGCUUCGGCAUGCCAGCCAGCUCAUCCGCAGGUCGCCGUGCAGCUCAAGCUUCGGCCGCACCCAUGGACAACGAUCAAGUUGAACGUGAUGCCAAUCUGAAGAAAGUACAAGCUAAGGAUUUGGUGGAAUUUGGAAUGAUUCCCGAAUUUGUCGGUCGUUUCCCGGUGCUCGUUCCAUUCCACAGUCUAGAUGUGGACAUGUUGGUGCGCAUUCUGACCGAGCCUCGUAACGCUCUGGUGCCACAGUACAAAGCCCUGCUGGGUAUGGAUCAAGUUGAGCUUACCUUCGAGGAAGAUGCCCUCAAGCAAAUCGCUCAACUAGCCAUGGAAAGACAAACCGGUGCCCGUGGAUUAAGAGCCAUUAUGGAAACGCUACUGCUGGAACCGAUGUUCGAAGUGCCUGGAUCGGACGUGAAAACUGUUCACAUUACGGAAGAUUGUGCGCGAGGUCAAACCGAACCGGUCUACGUCCGUCGGAACCAGUCGAAUUCGGCCAGCAAUGGACCGGAUGCCCCGAAUAGUAACAGCACGUCCCAGGCCUCGGAAGAAGAAGAGAACACCAAGCUUCGCGUCAAACAGUAAGGCGCCCCUCAUGUGAUAGAAUAUGCACGUACAUCUAAGCAUCAUACAGGUAGGAAGCUUCGAUUUCUAUUGUGACAACAUAAUUCUUUUUCCAUGUGCGUGUUCCGGUCGCACUCGAUGCGAUACGAGACAGUCGUGGAAUGGACAUAAAAAUUUGAAAAUAGUGCAAAAAAAUGUAAAUAGGAAGUAACAUAAUCCCGACACUUCCCGGUUCGGGAACAAAGCAAAAACACAGAAAUUUAAGAAACUAGUGGUGUAGAUUGUGAAAUUUUAGUGAUAAAUGAACGCUUGAAAAAGAAAAGCAGAAGCAACAACGACAAACCGUUGUUUAGUGGUGUUCAGGUUCCUUUUCGAGAGAGCGAGACGUUAUUUUGAUGCUCCCCUCUUCCAUCGGUUACACAAAAUGUGAUGGUUCCUUUGGUCUUCUCCGUUCCUUUGUAAUUUCAACUAUUGACCCACAAAACAUCCUAAUCCUAAGCUUCUAAUUCUCCGGUUUUGUCUUUGUUACAUUUUAUAUGUCUCGUGUUAUUGCGAUCUUCCAAAAAAAAAAAAAAAAGAGGAGACACAUCAGGUGAAAUUCUAUUUCGCAACCACUUAGUUAAUAGUGUGUAAUAAACAAGUGAAUUAAUAGACGGUCUUCUAGAUGGAGCCAGAGUGUAUAUAAUUUAAUUCUGCUAGGCGUUAGUAUGUAUGAGUAAAACUGCAUUAACAGCAAAGAGAAUGAGAUGAACUAUAGGCUAGUGGUAGAUAAUUAAUUUCUCUCGUGAAAAGUGAAUAUAUUCGAAUUGUUUCGA